Molecule: messenger RNA, 2589 nt
Organism: Scophthalmus maximus (turbot)
Lineage: Eukaryota; Metazoa; Chordata; Actinopteri; Pleuronectiformes; Scophthalmidae
Gene: zwilch
Product: zwilch kinetochore protein
Exons: 18
Coding region: 233-2020 (595 amino acids)
Biological process (GO): mitotic spindle assembly checkpoint signaling; protein localization to kinetochore
Cellular component (GO): RZZ complex
Source: RefSeq, a predicted model, not a curated record
GUGUAUGAGAGUAUUACUACACUUUUCUACCUUAUUUGUUAAUUUAUUUCUUAUAAAUUUACAACGACGGUGGUAACCUCUGACCUCGUGACGUCACAGUUUGAGAGAGAGCGCGCGCGACUGUCAAAACAACAGUAGCAGCUCAAAGUUUGAUCCGUUGAAGUUAAAAACUGUGAACGUCUUUUCUCUGUCGUGUACACAUUAUCGGCUCUGCGACAGAGGAGCUGUCGCGAUGGGCUCAAAGGUGAUAUCCAGUGCCAAGGACUUUUUUAACAUUCUUCGAUCCCUGCAGGAUGAGGAAAGCAACGAUCCAUUCACACACGAGGAGGACGUUCAAAUAUUAAAGAUGAAUGGCGAUCAAAUUGCUGUGGUGAAUAUGUACUGUGGUAACCAGCCAGUCUUCAUCUGUCAAAAAGAUGUUCCACAGAUAAGUGAACCCGAUGGUCGUCAAAUAACUGAGAAUUCAAACUGCUCUGCUGAUGAUGCUGAUGCUGAUGCUGAUGCUGACGAUGCUAGUGUUCUCCAAACAGACCUGGGACCACAGCCGCUCACAAUCUCAAAAGCAAGGAAGUUGCUGUCUUGGUACACAUUAGCUCAAAAUGGCAAUAUGUCAGCUGGGAACAAUAACACUGCAUUACACCCUCUGUGGGUGCGGUGUGACAUGUCUGAUCCUGCUAGAACAACCUGGUUUGGGGCAGAAACAGUCUGUGUGGGACACAAAGUGUCUGGUGUAAAAUUAUACUCUGUUACCUGCAAAGGCUCAACGGUCGACAAAAGUACUUUCAUAACCUUGGAUGAGCUUAAACAAGAGCACAAGAAAAGGCAUCACCCAUCCUCGAUGGGAAUUAAGGGCAGUGCCAGGUUCAACUUGUUUGGCUCCACUGUUGUUGAAAACACCAUGAUUGAGUCACAGAGCAGUGUGACAGUGGAUUUCAAAUGGAGUCACGUGGAGAGUAUCCUUGAGACCCCACCCCUGUCUUCUACAGCUACACUGAAUAUCAAAGUUGCCAGCGGCGACAUGAGAAGCCCGAUGUUCGAGAUGUACAGGGAGCUACAGUUUCUUCAGACUCUUGCUGAUGGUUUGAGAACUGGUGAGACUGAAUGGAUGGAACCUUUGGAAAGCAUAUCAGCUGUAAAUCUUACCAAGGCGUACCUACAAGAACUUCAGAGCACUGCAAAGACACUACAAGAUCAGGCUGCAAAAACAGUUGAGAGCACAAAGCCGAAAACUGAGACCGACACUCCCAUUUUCAACUCUCUCUUGGAACGAGGCGAAUUAGAUUUUGUGGAACAGUUGUGGGUUCGCAUGAGAAAGAGUGUGACUUCAUGUCAAGACAUUGGAGACUGUCUCAAAUUGGUCAUCGACGCUCUGAGAUACGGAGACAUCAAACCGUGGAUUCACAGAGACAGCAGCAGCUCCCUCAGCAAGCUCAUCCUGCAGUCCUACCACCAGCAGAUCGAGCACGUGUCUCUCACAGGUGUCAUCCCUGUCCACAUGCUGCUAGAGAUGGGUCUCGACAAGAUGAGAAAGGAUUACAUUAACUACCUCAUUGGUGAGGAAUUGACGACUCUAAACCAUUUGUGUUACUACCUGAGCACUGAGGUUGAUCUUCAACAGCAAGUGAUCCGACUCAGAAAACUGCACCACCUGCUGGAAAUAAUUGUCACCUGCGGUACAUUCCUGGGUUUGCCCUACGACCGGCAGUUCCUUCUUACACAAUCAUGUUUGCAGCACUACAAAACAAACCCAUAUGAUGAGGAACAUGAAUUCAAACUCCAAAUGAAACCAGCCCUGAUCAGCCAUUUUUACCAGAGUGAGCAACCAGUUUUGUGGGGAGCUGAGGUGUCCAGUGGCCACGGUCCCCGAGAAGUCAGGACGUCCUUACAGCUCAGUGACAGACCAAUGGUUGAUCAUGUCAUCUUCGAAACAGAUUACCCAAAUGAAACGGUGAAUGGGGACAGUGAGGAUCCCGCCUUCUUCUCCACCAUGGUGUGCUGCAGUCUAGUCAACUUUGCAUAAAUUUACACAGCUAACGACUAAACAACAAAGGUGUUUGUUCUCAUAUUUGAAAUCCUCAUUAGCAAUUAACAUGUUUCAAAAUACCAGAUUUUCAAAACCAAGGGAUUUCUGUUUAUAUACUGUUUUUUCUUGUUAAAGGUUUUCAAUUAACAACUUUCAGUCCUUUGUAUAUAGGUUAUUUCACCCUGUCAGGGGUUUUGUAACCAUUUCUUUAUUAUUGUAUUUUUCUAAAAUGUUGUACUAUGUAGAGCAGUUGAAAGAGAUUGUGGAGCUUUUUUGCAGACCAGCUCCCACCUUCAGCCAAAUGAAAACACAAAAUACAGUAGAUCAUCAGGGCUGUUUGCAAUGGUCAUAUUCCACAUCAAAAUUUUAAUACGAAAAUCCAACAUUUUGCAGGGCUUUCCAAACAGUUUGAGUGUCUGUAAAUAUAUUCAUUGUUCUAGGCUAAACCAAUGUUUUUACAGCAAACACUGUAAACACGUCAAAUUAAUAAAGUCAGUAAUUCUCUUCAGUUCAAAUAAUGCAUUCAUGUUCACACAUGGUCCAUUAAAGAAAUUAUGCAUUUACUA